Aspergillus alliaceus is the source of this 1897-nucleotide messenger RNA. RefSeq lists its product as uncharacterized. Lineage: Eukaryota; Fungi; Ascomycota; Eurotiomycetes; Eurotiales; Aspergillaceae. The record is from RefSeq and is a predicted model, not a curated record. Gene Ontology annotation, molecular function: zinc ion binding. The coding region runs from base 362 to 1720 and encodes 452 amino acids. Gene Ontology annotation, cellular component: nucleus. The transcript has 5 exons.
AACUGACCUUUUGCACCCCCGGAUUAGCCAUCCUUAAGAUAUACAGUUUGCCAGCAACUUUAUUAACCAAAGAGGCUGUGUACGAAGAUGAUUGUAUAAAAAGAACAAAUGCCGCUCCUACUGCGCAUAUCUGAUUUAAAGCAGAGUACAGCAGGGAAUGCCAAAUGUCCUGUCGCGACUGAGUUGAACAAAGUAUGUACUAGUAUAUUUGGUGUCCUGAGGCACCAAUAAGAUACGUGCCAAUCCAGGUUUAGCGCAGUCAGCUCCAACCAUCUCUUGCAAUGGAAUCGUCAACAGACACAACAGCUUCAAGCUCGUUCUUUGCUCGCCCCCAAAGGACAUUUCAGCUAUACCUAGGAAGAUGUCAUAUGCUGUGGAAACCAAGAAGCGCAAGUUUCAUCGAGUUCUCGAAUCAUUGACCAAACCUUCGAAUGCCGAAUCCUUAGCCCAACCAACCCCCGCGGCAACAAGAACAACAGGUACAACAAAAGAAUGUAUCCCCACAGAUAAAAAGGCUCGCCUGAGUGAUCGGAAGGAUGGGCCUGAUAUUGUGUCUGUGCGGAAAACAAUCUUGAAAGUCGCUCGUCCUAGCUCUCGAGACUCAUUAGUAUCGUCCUCACGGCCGAGUUACGUACCUUGGGACCGCGAACGCUUUUUGGAGCGAUUGGAGACCUUUCGCCGAGUUGAUCGAUGGUCGCCGAAGCCAUCGGCAAUAAAUGAAUUGGAAUGGGCGAAGCGUGGCUGGAUCUGUACGGAUGUGUCGCGAGUCGCGUGCGUGGGAGGCUGUGGCGGUUCCGUUGUCGUCAAAUUACCAGAUGAGCUUGAUGAGUUGGAUGGAUACGAUAGCGAGAAGGUCCAAGAAAGAAGAGAAGUUCGUGCUAAACUCGUAGAGGAAUAUGCGAGUCUUCUAGUUCAAGGGCAUGGUGAAAAUUGCCCCUGGAGAAAUAAGGGCUCCGAUGUUACGAUCCACCGGUUGGCCCUGUCCAACCCUGAGGCGGCAAUUUCAGGUCUCCGGAUACGUUAUUUGAACAUCGUUAAGAUGGCUGAUCAGCUGCCAUCCCAGGAAGUAAUUCAAACGCCUGAGUCAUUCGACAUCGAAACUUUAAUUAGGAUAUUGCCGGAUGAUUUCGAGGGGACCAAAGUGUGCACCGAGACCACGGAGCCACAGAGCCCUCAGCGCGUCGACGGGACUCAAGACACAAACCCCCAAAGUCCGCCUUCGAAGGAAAUAACGAUUAACAGGGCGGCUUUUGCGCUUGCCUUCUUUGGGUGGGACUCUGUUGCGGAUGGUGCAGCAGGCCUGGCAGGCUGUGGUGCAUGCUUCCGGCGUCUGGGACUCUGGAUGUACAAACCGAAGGACAACGGAGAUAUAUCUGUUUACGAUGCACUAGAUGUUGCUACCGAGCACAUGGAAUACUGCCCAUGGAUUAAUGGGAAGGCUCAAAGCGGGACGGGAAAGCAAUCUGAGAAGUCGGCCGAGUUGCGUAGUGGAUGGGAGCUUUUGGCCCAAGCGCUCAAAGUAAAGCAUCGACGGAGUAUUAGAUCCACAGCGUCUAGUGAUAGUCGCGCUGUCUCUGAAUCGCCCUCUGCGGAUGGGCUGGUGUUUGACGAAGCAAACAAUGAAGCCAAGAAGGCCAGUGACCGCGAAUGGUGGGCAAAGCUUCGACGAAUGAGACAAGUAUUGAACGUCAAGUCCCCGAAGAAACCCACUGCGCCAUGAUUUUGUUCUGCAAUCUUCCUUGUGUCUCUUUAGGUAUGCGAGCGUGGCGUUCAAGGCAUUGGUUACGGUUUUAAUGUUUAUUUGUACAAUACCUCAACGUACCAUAAAGCGAGCUGCUCAAUUGCAUCUUUUAAAACAGUUACCAUUCGGCCUGUCUCGCCUUGAUCUCAUCCACAG